AUGCAGCGUGUUCAAUACUCAACGAAAGAUCUCUCAGAAGCGUCAAAUUCGGCAUUUCCGAAUCGUAUGAUGAAUCGAGGAUAUCGAUCUUCCACUCUCACUGAAACAAAAACUUCUGAAGGGUCUCGUUCAGCCUCUCAGAGUCUUCAUCAGUCUCAGAGUCAGUCAGUGAGAAGCCAACACACCGCAGCUUCACAGCACAGAUCAGGGACGACAAGAAGCUCCAACGAAGAGCCAGCCACGAAUUUCAUCUGCAGUGAUGCAGCCGAGUCGCCGAGUAUCAACAGCGAAGAAGCUGGGAACUCGGAGAGCGGAACACCAAGAAUUCCGCUAUCCUUCGGUUCUCGUCAUCCAAGUAAUGAGGAGAAUUCCAUCCAACAGCAAACAGUCGACAGACGAGCCAUGAGACCUCAAAAGCUCUUCUCAGCUGAGAGUGAGGGAACACCUGGCAGCAAAGAUCAAGGAGCUUUCAGUCGAAAUAGAGAGAGAAUUCCGACUCAACGAUCGAGUUCAUUAGAUCGAAUUCAACUUGGAGAUGCGGAGAGAAAAUUUCAGAACUUUUUGAAAUCUGAAAAAGGUGCUCCAAUUUGUGAAAUGGAGUCUGUGAAACGCGAGUUGACACUUCAAAGACAACAGAAGCAACAAAUUGCUGAACACCUUGUAAACGUUCAAACAGCAGAAGAAUGUGUUAAAGCAAAACAAGAAGCGUUAAAAGCAACAGAAGAAGGUUUACUUGAAGAUCAAGAGAAAAUUGAACGUAGGGAGAUUCUCUUACGUGACGAAAGGGCUGAAGUGGAGAAGCUGAGAAGUGAGUUGUCAUUGAAAGAGAAAGACCUUGAAAUCGAAAGGAAACGAUAUAAAAGAGAAUUAAACAAGUGCGAACUGAAAGCAGAAGCUCAGAAGGAAGAAGCCGCAAGACUACAGUCCCAAUUUGAGAAACUUGAGAAAAGGGAAUCAGAACUGAUUGAGGGAGAUCGGCAAAUUCGAGAAGCCAGAGAAAACUUAAACAUCCAGCAAUCUGAGUUAGACGCGUUGAGGCUACAAAUUCAGGAACGCGAAGUUGGCUUAGCGGAGUCUGAGAUAGAAGUAUGUAUUCAUGACUAUAAAACUCGAGUUUUGAUGAUGAUGGAUAGAUACAUCGAAUUUCAGGUGGAGGAGCGUGAAGGUAAAUUAAGUCGGUGGGAAGAAGAUUUGCGAUUAAAAGAGAAAACUCUCGAAGAACAAUCGCGACAAAUAGAAGAACUCAAAAUUGUUAGCGAGAAGCAUGAUCAAGCGCUGAAGAAGAAAUCCGAACUUUUAGAUUCCGAUUUGCAGCAAUUGCAGAAUCAGAGACGAGCGUUGGACGCUGAAAGAGAAGCGUUAACGUCUGAAAUAGAGACUUGGCAUGCAAAGCGUGAAGCAGAAGAUUUCCAGAAAAAUGAAGAAUAUCAGAAAUUAGAAGAAUUUGAAGCAGAAUUGGAUGAGAGAGUCUCUCGAUUGCGGAACUCAGAGAAUGAAGUGGCUGAAAAACAGGCUGAUCUUACAAAAAGAGAACAACAUUGGACGAGUCUUGAAGAAGAAUUACGGAGUAGAUCCGAGAAAAUAGAAGAAAAACGAUCAGAAUGGCAUCUCUCCGUCAUGCAAGAUGUUGUCGAACAGAAGGAGCAGCUUGAGCUUAUGAAGUGGGUGAUUCAAUUCGCUUAA
Molecule: messenger RNA, 1683 nt
Organism: Condylostylus longicornis
Lineage: Eukaryota; Metazoa; Arthropoda; Insecta; Diptera; Dolichopodidae
Product: trichohyalin-like
Exons: 11
Coding region: 1-1683 (560 amino acids)
Source: RefSeq, a predicted model, not a curated record